Messenger RNA from Oreochromis niloticus (Nile tilapia), 6194 nucleotides. RefSeq names its product zinc finger and BTB domain containing 44 (gene zbtb44). The transcript has 6 exons. Gene Ontology annotation, biological process: regulation of transcription by RNA polymerase II. Gene Ontology annotation, molecular function: protein binding; RNA polymerase II cis-regulatory region sequence-specific DNA binding; DNA-binding transcription factor activity, RNA polymerase II-specific. Bases 367 to 2379 code for a protein of 670 amino acids. Lineage: Eukaryota; Metazoa; Chordata; Actinopteri; Cichliformes; Cichlidae. The record is from RefSeq and is a predicted model, not a curated record.
UUCCUGUUUCUUACAGUACUGUACAGUACAGUGGGAGAUGCGCGUUGCAUUGUGGGGGUACAAAUACAGCGCAGAAAGGACAGCGGGGAGCACAAAGGGAUAAAAACUGCACCUCGGCAACUUUUAACACCAGCCUGCUGUAAUGUGAAUUCAUGUGAGCGUUAAUUAAAGCGCGACUUUUGGCGGCUGGCAGGGUGACAACUGCUGGAAGAGCGAGGAAUGUGAAGGGAGCGGAGAAGAGCGGCAGGGCACACCGCUGUCUCCAACUGCUUUGUCAGCUGAGCUGUUUGCGACCCGAGGCCCAUCCGUUAUCACAGGCCUCACCCGAGAAGGACACGGAUCCUUUGGAUAAAGAGGAAUUCCAACAUGGGGGUGAAAACCUUCACCCACAGCUCGACCUCGCACAGCCAGGAGAUGCUCGAGAAGCUCAACGCUUUGCGCAACGAGGGUCAUUUAUGCGAUGUCACCAUCCGAGUCCAAGACAAGCUCUUCCUGGCCCACAAAGUGGUUCUGGCAUGCUGCAGCGAAUUCUUCCGCUCCAAACUGGUGGGCCGGCCAGAGGAGGAGGACAAGUUUGUAUUGGACCUUCACCACGUGACGGUUAGCGGUUUCGCUCCCCUGCUGGAGUACGCCUACACGUCGACUCUUUCCAUCAGCACGGAGAAUAUCAUCGACGUCCUGGCAGCAGCCAGUUACAUGCAGAUGUUUGCUGUGGCUAGUACGUGUUCGGAGUUCAUGAAGUCAAGUAUUCUGUGGAGUCCGGGUAACAACAAUAACAACAACAACAUGGGAGCCGAUAAACCUCACGAAUCGGCACCGGAGAGCGCCUCAUCAAACUGUGCCCUGACACCGCUGGAUGGCAGCGUGUCGCCCGUGUCUUCCGAUUGCAGCGUGAUGGAAAGAAACGUUCCCAUCUGCCGUGAAUCGCGAAGGAAACGCAAAAGCUUUGUGUCGAUGGCUUCCCCUGAGAGUCCACUCAAAUGCACUACACAGAUGGUCACCACCUCCCCUCAGAUCCCCAACCCAUCGCCCUCGUUCUCAGACAGCGCAGCCCAGCCCGUGGAGUCCUCCCUGGCCUUCCCCUGGACUUUCCCAUUCGGUAUCGACCGGAGGUUUCACUCGGACAAAUCGAAGCUGCCGGAGAGCCCUCGCUGUUUAGAGCAGGGAACCCCGGGGACCUCUGAGGUAGUGGUUGGCCGUCGGCUCAGCGACUUCCUAACGUGCGAGAGCUCAAAGACGGUGUCUUCGCCUGUCGCAGCGGAGGAGGAAGAUGUACGGGUGAAGGUGGAGCGUCUCAGUGACGAAGAGGUCCAGGAAGCGUCGUCGCAGCCGGUCAGUGCCUCUCAGAGCUCGCUGAGUGACCAGCAGACGGUGCCGGGGAGCGAACAGGUCCAAGAGGAGCUCCUCAUCAGUCCACAGUCCUCCUCCAUAGGCUCGAUGGAUGAGGGCGUGUCAGAGGGCUUACCGUCAAUGCAGAGCACCUCUAACGCUGGAGGACAUGCGGAAGAUGAUGAGAGGUUGGAAGGUAUUCAGUAUCCGUACCAUCUCUACAUCAGUCCUUCGACACGGCCUGGCACCAACGGCCCUGACCGGCCCUUUCAGUGUCCGACCUGCGGAGUCCGAUUCACACGCAUUCAAAACCUGAAACAGCACAUGCUCAUACACUCCGGCAUUAAACCUUUCCAAUGUGACCGCUGUGGGAAAAAGUUCACACGGGCCUACUCCCUAAAGAUGCAUCGGCUGAAGCACGAAGGUAAACGCUGUUUCCGGUGCCAGAUUUGUAGCGCCACAUUCACGUCCUUCGGUGAAUAUAAGCACCACAUGAGGGUCUCCCGACACAUAAUCCGCAAGCCGCGGAUUUAUGAGUGCAAAACGUGCGGCGCCAUGUUCACCAACUCUGGCAAUUUAAUUGUACACCUGAGGAGUCUGAACCAUGAGGCAUCCGAACUAGCAAACUACUUCCAGAGCAGUGAUUUCCUCGUGCCCGACUACCUGAGCCAGGUACAGGAGGAGGAGGAGGCGCUGGGAGUCCAGUACGAGCUGGAGGAGUCCCAGCAUCAUCCGGUCUACCCGGGCAGCACCUCCACUUCCACCACCACCCCCACCUCGUCCUCCUCCUCAGUGCAGAUGCCCGUCAUCUCCCAGGUCUCCUCCUCCACCCAGAAUUGUGAGAGUUCCUCUGGCUUCCUGUCACCCGAGCCCCUGGAUCCCCUGGAAGCCCCAACCUCCCCGAAGAUGGACGCCGAUGACACGGCGCCCAUGACAGAGGAGACCAAGAUGGACAACAGCGUGGGUGGCAGUUCCCCAGAGGUGUUUGAAGAAGAGCAGCAGCAGCAACAUGCUCAGGCCAAGGAGGUGGCUUCCAUUACCAUAAAGUGAUUCGAGUCUUCUACUUGCCCAUUAUGUCUUAUUUUGCAGUCAUGUCAUAUGGGAAUAUCUGCUGGGACGACUGAGAGGGACGACUGGAUGUUGACGCCUCAUCGUGUGAAACUGUCAGGACGCUGCGAUUGAAGUUUUCUGAAAACUUCGGCUGACUUGAUGGCGCUUCUCUACGCAGAUGCUGAACACCUCACCAAACCCAGCAACUAAAUGCCAGCUGUUGUUGUUGUGGGGUUGGUUUUGUUUCAAAUAUAAUAUUUCAUAAACUUUCGCAGUUGAUGUGAGAUUUCAGUGGGUCAGAAGAUCUCGCUUGAUAUCUAAGUAAAAAGUUUUUUUUAUGAGUCACUUAAAGGAGAAAGGUUGUUUUUUCCCAUAUGACGUGAAUGCAGCACAAGCUAAAGUCAUUUCUGUCUUAGCCAAUUCGAGGUCUGUUAAAUCGAAGCCUUGCUCUACUUUUGGAAAGUGCCUGAGAGUUCCCAUUUUAACAAAGUACAGUGUAGAGAAAGAAAAGGUCUUUGCUUUGCCAACAGUGACAAAUCAAGUCUUUGGAAAAAAAAUGUUUGUAUUCAUUUGUAGUGCUGAUGCUAGUUUGUAUUGGCAGAGACUGUGUUAUUCCUUUAGUGCCGUUGCUAUAGGCAAACUGUUAAAUGUCAAUAUUAUCUAUAUUGCAAUAGCUUGUACUGUAGUUUUACUAUUUGAAUGCUGUGAAUGUUGGUUGUUGUGAAAUGAUAUGUCAGGUGUGUAUGUGCAUUUCUUUGAUCAGUAUGAACACAUUUCAUUUUUUGAAAUUACUUGACAAAGUAUUCCCAAACACAUCUGUGCAGUAUACGAUUUUCCUGUUUAGACUUCGUGAUGUCAAAAAUCUCAAGAUUGGAUCGGCACUAGAGCGACUUUUAUUUUGUAAUCCAACGAAAUGGAUACAAAUUGAGACUUAAAAAAUCACAUUGUUACAUUGUCGUCAACAACUGCAGUAUUAUAUAUUCCCAAAUGUGAUAUGGCAAUGUAGCACUUCAUCCCAGCCUUCUUUCCAAAGGCAGUUCAUUGGAUAGAUGUUCAUGUGGCUCGCCAGCAGGUGCAUUGGACACUGCGUUCUGACUAUUGGAGCAAUGUUACACUUACAGCAUGAUUGUCUUUGCGGCUCUGUAGGACUCUGAGCUCAACCAGGAUUUAGUUUUUUUUCUUUCUUGUUGUUACAAAUGGGGCGAUUUCCUGACUACCAUUAAAACUCACUGAGCAGUUUAUUGGGAACACGUAUGCUUUCAAUACAGCAGCUCUGCUAUAAGUUCAAUUUUUUUUCCGGAAACAAAUUUAUUAUUUUUGAAUUCUUGCCACUGACAAACAUCCUAAGAUAAUAAACGAUGCACUACAUCCCCUGUAACAAUGACCAUUGUAUAAGCUUUGUAACAACAACUUAUGGAUAGACACGGCGAGCAGUACCGAGCGGUAACUGUAGGUGGCAAUGGUAAAAACUGCAGUUCCUCUAAUGGCCACUGGAGGCCGACUGCGGAAGCUUGUUAAUACGCAGCAACUCCCAUGUAUGGGUGUUGACCUUGGUGCAUUAAAUUCAUUUGUGACCAAUAUGACAGGCUGUGUGCUAAAGCCACAAAGAAGCUCGUGUUUCAGUGUUUUAUCAGAAAUAUCAAACUUUGCUAGUGUUGAUAAUUCUCCACCCUUUCAUCAAUAACAUUGUGCUGGCUAACGUUGAGACUCUGAACUCUAAAACUAAUAUGCGAUGUCACAAUGACGAGGCGUAUUUUUUACAUUAACUGUUAAACUGCUCAGUGAGUGUACAGUUGCUGUAGUGUAGCCCAGGAAGCAGGGGUGACCCAGUGUGACAGUCAUCUGUGUGAUCACGAGGCUGUCGAGUGUUAAUGUGAUAAUGUUGUUUUGAAGUAACCCGUCUGCUAACGUGUGAAUGCAGCAAAUACUGUGAGUUGAUCUUUGGAAAUGUUACCCACACAGGCCGUUCUUCAUGUUACUGAUUAUUUUAAAUGUUGAUUUUUGGGGUCAGGCUUCCUGUUACCCGCAUUGUGCCAACAGGCUUGUGAUUCUGUAUUUGGAGUUUGUUGCGCCUGAACUUUGAGAUGAGUUGAAUGCUACUGACUGCAUCUGGGUUCUGUGCUUAUGUUCACCAUGCGCUCCCAAAAGUCGUACAAACAGCUCAUUCUUGCGCUCACUCCAGCAGGGUGCACGAGCUCGAUUGUAAAUGUGAGGAUGAAUACUGCUGAGAAUCCAAUCAGAGCCGUCUUAAGAAGCAACGGUGUCGCCCCGUGCCAUCCAUUCAGCCCUUUUUUAAAUGUCGUGCCAUUUGCCCUUUUUCUCUGGGUGCAAACCGAGCUUUUUCCUCUAGGACCAAAUGUUCUCUCUCUUAUUGGGGAUUUGCCGUGGCAAUCAGCACUUGCACAUAUUAAAGAAAGAGAUAAUCAUUCAAAGCGGUCCAUGCUAUUUAGCUGAGGGGUCCUGCUGUUCUGCCCUUUACAACACUGUAUGAUGUUGUGCAUUGAAGAGGCUAGCCUUAGUAAGUGGACCUAUUAACUGUAGUUGCACAAUUUCAGAAUUGAAAAACAAAAAGACAGAGUUUUCUAUUCUCCACGUGUGUGUCACGCUUUUCAUCUGUUGUGUUGGUGUGUGUGUCACCUUUUUUAUAAUGAAAUGCUGCUGUUUGUCGAAACGCAAAGUGCCCAAAAUAUUUUUGUGAACCAAUGGUGUGCAAUAAAUGGACCGGUGUCGUUUUAAAGGUUUUCGUUUUGAUAUAUACAUAUAUAUAUAUAUAAAAUAUAAAUAUAUGAAAAAGAAAAUAAGAAUGUAUCAUUUUGUUUCAAUCUAAUGUGACUGAAUGAAACCAGGCGCGAGCCCGUUUGAUCUGUGAACAUCUGUAAGCUUUGACAUGAAACGACUGGUUGUGUUCAGCUCCUCUGUGUUUGUUUCGGAAGGUUGCAUGUUCGUGUCGUUCCGUGACGUGAAAGAGAGCAUGUGCUGAGUUGGUGGUAUGUUCUGUCAAGGCCUUAUUUUGUAGCCGACUCUUCAUCCGAUCUGUUGUUCGGCAUGCCCUCUUCUUCUUUUCUGUACGUUAUCCCUUUUUUAUGUGCAAUGUUUCAAAAGAUAUCUUGAUUAUACGAGUACACUUGAUGUUGUAUAUGUUUUCCAGUCCAUACCAUUUAUUUAAAAGUAUGAAAAUAAUAAAAAACAAAAAGUACCCCCCAAACAGGUCAGGUAGCUCUUCAUAAUGGCAUAUAUAUAUAUAUAUAUAUAUAUAUAUAUAUAUAUGUGUGUGUUCAUAUGGUGAUUUUUCUAUUCUGGUUGCUGUUUCAUGGCAUCUUUGGAUAUUCUUGUUAAAUGUGAAUAGAACAGCUUAGCCUGGGAGUGGGCGGGGCCUUGAUAGUCUUCACUUUGUGACUGUCUGCAAUGUGUGUGUAUAUAUAUAAAUAUCCAGUAUAUACACUCAUACUAUGUUGCAUAUUCUUUAUACUGUAGGCAACCUGAUUACAACCUGCUUUGAGACAGAUUGUUGUACUUUGUGUCUUUGAUAUUGUAUUUAAACUGUAGUUUGGAGAACCUGUACAAAAACAUCCCAGAUAGUAAUGCAACCUGCACACACUGUAUCCGGGGAACUGACGUUUGUGGUGGUGUUGAGUGUUUUAACUGGAUCAUAUUCCACAGUUGGCUGUUAAAAACUGACGAGACCACUCUGUAUUUAAGAGUUUAUGGUUGUUCUCAAUCUUUGCUAGUGUUCUGGCUUUGCAGUCCUGUUGUUCUUAAAAAUACUUGUUUUGUAAAAGUUUAAAAUGUAAAUAAAAAAAUCAAAGUCAGAAAGA